AUGCUCGGUGAAAUCGCUCAAAGAGAUCGACAAAAACAAAUUAUGUUGAUGAACUAUGACGACGAUACAUUAGCUGAUAUUAAAACAAAAGCUAACAAACUACGUGAUGAUCCUCAAAUUGAUCUUGAUAUUCGACUUCAGUUAUGGAAAGAAACUGUUCAUGUUAGACGUAAAGCUUUACGUAAUCAAGCAACAUCGGAAAUUCUCCAAGAAUUUCCUGAAUAUAAAGACCCCGUCCUGAUUUUUGAAGAAGUGAAAAUGAUCAUGGGAGUAAAUUUGCGUGCUGUCGUACGGUGUCAAAUACCAGUUUUACUUGAUAAGAUGAUUGUAGCACCUGUUUUCAUCACAGGUUGUAACACACAUGAAAAUAUUUCGAAUAACUGUGUCUUUUUAGACUCGCCACCGGUUCAACUCAUUCGUGUACUGUGUAGACAAUUUGAGGAAGCAGUUCACCAUUUAUAUUGCAAUACGGUGAGUGCUUUUCUGUAGCUGCUGGGAUGUUUUUUUUACUAAUGUAUUAAAAACAAAUGUGUAAAGUGUUCGAAAUAGACCGGCAUAAGGAAAUUUUUGUUAAUAAAUGAGUCUUUUUUAGAAAAAAACUAACAGACUUCUACUAUUCCAAAAAACGUUUUCGUUAGCAUCAUAUAGAAACAUUACAAAGUUUUUUUUAUUGUUUGCAUCCGAUAAAAGAAAAAAAGAUUUUCAUAGUUACACUGAAUUAUUUGAUAGACUCCGCAUUUUCUCAUAUAUGAAUUUACCAGAGCCAUCUAUGCUAUUGUUUUAACAAAGUUUGUUUUCACAAGAAGUAAAAAGAGACAUCUAUUUCAAUCUUACCAUAAAUUUUAUAUUUCAUUUCUCCAGUCACAUUAGUCAGUAACACGUACCAACAAAUUACACUAAAUAACUAAUAUAUUAACUAUUACGCUAGUAGAUAUCAAAGUGAAUCAACGAAAAAAAGUAAAGACUAAGAUAGCUCCUGCUAAGUAUUUUACUCGAAAUCAUCUUC
Rotaria socialis is the source of this 1006-nucleotide messenger RNA. The record is from the annotation of a GenBank genome assembly. Lineage: Eukaryota; Metazoa; Rotifera; Eurotatoria; Philodinida; Philodinidae.